Messenger RNA from Aureobasidium musti, 249 nucleotides. The record is from the annotation of a GenBank genome assembly. Lineage: Eukaryota; Fungi; Ascomycota; Dothideomycetes; Dothideales; Saccotheciaceae.
AUGCCCAUCUCCAAGAAGGACCGUAUCCACCGCGAGCACAAGAAGGCCGAGGCCGCCGGCACCCGUGUCCCCGUCCACGCCAACGGCACCCCUGUCAAGCCCAAGAAGGCCACUUCAAUUUGCGCCUUCUGCAAGAAGGAGUUGCAUACUCUAGNNACCAGCUCCAACCUUGCCGUCCUCGAGCAGCAUGCAUCCACCCACCCCGACGUCUGGACCAAGGAGAAGUGCUGGCCCAACGAGUUCAAGUGA